Molecule: messenger RNA, 2453 nt
Organism: Dendronephthya gigantea
Lineage: Eukaryota; Metazoa; Cnidaria; Anthozoa; Malacalcyonacea; Nephtheidae
Product: fibropellin-1-like
Exons: 16
Coding region: 157-2148 (663 amino acids)
Biological process (GO): heterophilic cell-cell adhesion; establishment or maintenance of epithelial cell apical/basal polarity
Cellular component (GO): plasma membrane; protein-containing complex
Molecular function (GO): calcium ion binding
Source: RefSeq, a predicted model, not a curated record
CAAUUUGUUCAAAGUGGAACAGGUACUUGUGGGGUGGCAAUACGCUUCGGAAAGAUCGCUAAAUUUCCUCGGUCGGAGAGGGAGAUUGAAACAAGUCAAAGAUAAAGGCGAACUCUGUAAAAAAUUCCGACAAAAAGCCCUAAUGAAUUUGGGAUCAUGAAAAGGGCUUGCUUUGUUUUGGUCGCUGUUGCAAUCGUUGUGAUUUUAAUCGCUGACGUUUCUGCCAAGUCGCGCGGAAAGAAAAAGCCACAUAUUACUAAAAGCAAUGGAAAAAGCGUUUUAAAGCAUUCGAAUAAGAAUGGAGUGACCAAGAAUAAUACGACAAAAAGGCAGUUUAUAAACAGGCCGAGGAUUAGAUAUUUCGGAAACCGUCCUUACAUAUGGAUGAAACCGUCUCCGUUAACGCAAAGAACGAUUGUGACAACACACAUACCAAGGCCGCCAUUAGCCUUGCCUUAUUCCGCACGUGUGAUGCAUUUGCUGGCAAGUAGGUAUCCGUCCUUGUACAAUAACAGGCAGGCUCUGUCGCAGGGAUUUGCCGGAUAUGCCGGAGGAUUGCCUCAGAGUUCGCUGCUUGGAGCUGGCUUGGAUGGAACGGCGGUAUCGCACGGAUUAGAAGACGAGGAAGUAGAUGAUGAACGCUGCGAGCCGAAUCCAUGUCAGAAUGGAGGAACGUGCAACGAGAUCAAAGAGGGAUAUGAGUGUAUCUGUUCCUCUGGGUUCAAAGGAUCCGACUGCGAAGAGGAGAAUCAUUGCCAUCCCAAUCCAUGUAGAAACGCUGGAGUUUGUACUGAAGCCGACGGCGCUUUCGUCUGCACUUGCAGUGAGGGAUUCAAAGGAGUAAACUGUGAAGAACACAACAAGUGUCAACCUAACCCUUGCAAAAAUGGUGGAUCAUGCACCGAAAUUAACGCAGGAUUUGAAUGCAGUUGUGGGGCAGAAUACAGAGGUCCCACCUGCGAAGAGAUCGAUCACUGUCAUCUUAGUCCUUGUAUGAACGGUGGGACAUGCAUGGGAGGCGAGGGACCUGCCUCGGUAUCAUGUUUGUGCCCUUCCGGAUACAAUGGCAUUCAUUGUGAACUUGAAAGUCGAUGUCACACAAGUCCAUGUCGAAACGGUGGGACAUGUCUUGAUAAUCAGGGAGCAUUUCAGUGCCUCUGUCCUCAAGGUUUCACUGGAGUGAGCUGUGAAGCUGUGAUGAAUCCGUGUGAUUCAGAGCCUUGUCUGAAUGAUGGCUCCUGCAUUAAUCUCGGGCCAAUGGUCUUCAAAUGCGCAUGUGCUAGAGGUUUUAGAGGCAGAACAUGUGAAAUGGAGAAAAGAUGCGAGCCUAAUCCGUGUCAAAAUGGUGGAUUUUGUCACGAAAGUUUCACCACGGGUGACUACAGAUGCGAAUGUCCAAAACCUUACAAAGGAACCAACUGUGAAGAUCAUAUCAACGCAUGUGAAAACAGCCCGUGUCUUAACGGGGGAACAUGUACGACAUCAUUUGGGCUUCAAACUAAAUGUAUCUGCGCUUCGGGAUACAAAGGACAACAUUGCGAAGAAGAGGAGCACUGUCGCUCAACGAUAUGUCGAAAUGGUGGAACGUGUUCCCCGGGAACUAACGGCGACAGCUGUACAUGCUUAGCGGGAUUCAGCGGUCCUACUUGUGACGUCCGCUCAAAAUGUCACCCCAACCCUUGCACCAAUGGUGGAACGUGUUUCGAAAAUGACAUGGAGUUCACCUGCACGUGCCCAAGUGGUUUCAGAGGAAAGACAUGUGAAGCACGAGAUAAAUGCCAUCCAAACCCUUGCCACCAUGAUGGAAUAUGUGAAACUGAAGGACUAGAUUAUGUGUGUACGUGCUCCUCUGGUUGGACCGGUGACACCUGCGAAGACAAGGAUCGUUGCCGUCCUAACCCAUGUGACCAUGGCGGAAUUUGUAUCUCAAGAAUCAAUAAUUACAUCUGUCAUUGUCCUGCUGAUUGGAUGGGAAAAACCUGUGAAAUUUCAACAUUCAACAACAUUGCCAGCGCGUCGGGAGGAUCUUGUGCUACAACACGAUGGGGUUGCUGCCCUGACGGAAAAACACCAGCCCAGGGACCAGGGCAAUCAGGCUGUCCAGAGCGUUUCCGAAAAAGGUCAAAAGUGCCUAGAAAAUCUACCUAGGCUUCCCGCUUCGUCAGAAGUCAACCAUGCUGCAGGUCCUGGAAAUCACUAAAGGCUUGUUUUUUUUGCAGAAAAACUAUAUACGUAGAUACGACCACAUACGCAUGUUGGGUAUUUUAGAAAGUACAGAGUACAAUCAUUCAUUUCAAUUUUGACUUUAAUUUUCUACAGUACACGAAAAACGAUUGUGAAAAGUUAGCUAUUGUAUAAUAGUUUGUAUAAAAGUCGUAAGUUCGUAACCGAUUGUAAAAAAGUCGUAUUCUAUCCUUCACCUCCACAAUGACUUACUGAGUUUAGUUGUAGUA